Caenorhabditis auriculariae is the source of this 2189-nucleotide messenger RNA. The record is from the annotation of a GenBank genome assembly. Lineage: Eukaryota; Metazoa; Nematoda; Chromadorea; Rhabditida; Rhabditidae.
AUGGGUGACAAUUGGGGUUUGUUGACUUUCUAAAUUUUUGAAGAUUUUGUGAAUUCUGGUUUAAAAAAUUGUUUUUUUACGCCGCGUUGGAAGUAAUUUUCGCGAAAUGCAAAUAUCUCUGACUCUCCGAAAUUUAGUUAUCUUUUCUAAUCUCUGAUGGCUAUUUUAAAUUUCGCUAAACACGAUAUUGUCGAAGUAUUCCAUUUUCUUUUUUUCAUUUCUUUUCAAAAAAAAAAGAAUUUUCGAAAUAUAAGUUGAUGUACGGUGGAGAUAGGGCUGAAAUUUGAAGGUUAAUUUUUUCAAUUCAUUGAAAUUCAUUCAAAUUUCGAUCAUCAUGUUUAUUUGACGAUAUAUUCCAGUUAUUUUAGAAUGAAAUCUUUGAGAUUGUCAGAGAAAUCAUUUACGGUGUAUCUAAUGCUUCCCCAAGACAAAGCUUCCUCGCAGACGACGAUGAUUUCGAACCCGAGGUUUCCUCUUUGGCACCGCCGCCGGCUCCAGAACCAGUAGCGCCGACGCCUCAAACGACGACGGCGGCUCCGAAAAAGAAGGCGCCGACCUUCCAAAUGGAGAGCUUAGGACGCGAAUUGAGCGCCGCGGAACGCGAAGAAAUGCAACGUCAACAGGACCUUUCUCUCGCUCGCGAGCUUUUCGAAGGUCCUCCAGCUCUUUUCCACUUCUUGAGGUUAUUUCCCUGUUUCAGGUGAAGGUGAAGACCAGCCUCGACUGUACUCGGAAAUCGUUUCAAAAGAGGAGUUCGAGUUGUGGGGAGAGAAGGUUAGUAAUUCAAUGAAGUUUUUAUUUUUCACUUUUUAUCGGUGACUGAAAAAAAUUCCAGAGAAAGAAUUUUUCAGAAAUUUAAACUUUAUGAAAGUUAAGAUCAGUAAUUUUUUCAUUUGUACUGCAAUUUGAGGUUAUUUUUCGCAAUAACUAUGAGAAACUGAAGUGUACAAUACAUUUGAAAGUCUAGGAUUUAGGUUCGCAUUUCUUUCGAUUGCCCCAAAUUCAAAAAAAUUAAAAAAAUAUUUUUUUUACAAAGUCGAAGUGUCCAUCGAGGUUCUCGAAAAAAAGAUAUCCAAAUUUUCUUCCGAAAAAAAGAAAAAAACAUUUAUGAGGUCCUUCCUAUCGUCUAUCAGUUGAUUUAUUUCAGAAGUUUAUAUUUUCUUUUUUUGUUAAAUUCUUUUCAUUUAUUCUAGACUUUUCAAAUAAGAAAUCGCUUAGAAAAAAAUUUCAUACUCAUAUUUUUUUCAAAAAAAGUUCUUCUAGUUUUUUUGUAUUUUUUUCUUUGUCUCAGAAACUUAACCAAUCAUGACGUUGAUAGGGAUAAAAACCCGAUUAUGAUCAAUUUUUUCCUUCAAUUUUUCAAAAACUGCCUUCAGGUCGGCCAGUUCCUUCACACGCGUCACAAGGCUGCCAACUACGGGUUUUUGCUCAGCAAAUUGUUUGUCGAGCUCACAGACAACAGUAUUCUGUGCAUUCCCACUCAGUUUUGAUUUUUUUAAUUUUCAGUGGAAGCCGUUGAUAUUCGGAAAAUGUCCAAUCACCUGAAAGCCAUCGCCGAUGCCAAAAAGACGGAGGUCAAGGUGGGGCUCUUUUUUAUUAGGAAACGUACGUGGAAUAGUCUGAACAUCCUUCGCCUUUUUUACUCAAGUAACUGGAGUAUUGAAAAAGAAAUGAUAAAUGAAAUAGGUAAGGAAUUGAAACAAGAUAUCUUGCUAGUACUUUUUUUCAACUUUUUUUUUAAGUAAUAAUAAUUCCUCGACAGGUCAGUGUGAACCUUAACUUAUGCACUUGUAUCUAGAAUUUGAGAAAAUACAUCGUACAGCUAAACAUCGCAUCAGUCUUAAAGGAACAGAUAGAAGAAUAUCGCAUAUUGAUAGAUUGACCAGUAAAUUUCAGAAGACGUUUGGUGACAUUGAAUUGAAAUUUGAGAGUGAUUUUGUUCCAAGUAGCAAUAAUUCAUUUCUCAUCAAAAAAUGCAUGAAAAAUUUCUUUCCAGCAACCGAAACCCGGUACAACUGCCGCGGUCAAGUCGAAGAAAAAAGCGCCGCAACUCAAGGCCAACAAGGGCGCCAACAACUUGUACGACGACUAUGGUGGCGACGACGCCGCUGGUUUUCUGAAUUCCUUAUUUUCCACAUCUUAAUCCCGAAUUUUCAGCAGCCUACGACGACUACGACGACUUCAUGUAA